Molecule: messenger RNA, 3066 nt
Organism: Lodderomyces beijingensis
Lineage: Eukaryota; Fungi; Ascomycota; Pichiomycetes; Serinales; Debaryomycetaceae
Source: the annotation of a GenBank genome assembly
AUGCCGUCAAAUGGAAACACUUUGGCUGGCAACUACUCCAUUCCCAGCUCGCUAAAGAACGAGCUCGAGAAGGAAUUCGAGAGAGAUGUAUCGGUGCCAACUCAAGAAGUGCAAGAUGGAAUCAACAAGAACGACUAUAACCGGCAAAGAUUCCUGAGAAACAUAGAUUUGAAUUUCGAUGAUGAGAAGGAGAAGGAAGCGAAAGACGAAAAUGGUGCCUCGGGCAAGAAACGAGGUCUUGAGGUUGAGAAUGUUCCGAGUAAAAAGAGGAAAGAUGCCCUGCUAAAUAGCCCCCCAACGAUACAGGCGUUGCAGGAGAAUCGGCACGAGCUGAGCGUGGCUGCAAAGGAAUACUAUGCCCCGCCCACCAAUGAAUCAGGAACUUUAGCUGCAAAAUCAUCGCUUGCAUUAUCACUUCCUGGAGCACAGGGGCUCGACUAUUUCAAAGAGGAAGAUGCCAAGCACUUUGGUGAACUUUUGAAAAUCAAGCCCGAGGACCUCACCGAGGACGAAAAGAAACAGGUGCUGUCGAUGAAGCUAGUGCUACGGGCCAAGAACGGGACGCCCAUAGUGCGCAAGCGAGCAAUGCGAGCAUUGACUGAAAAUGCAGUCAAAUUUGGUCCCAAGACGUUGCUAAGUCAAAUCUUGCCCGUGAUAUUGGAGCCUUCAAUUGCUCCCCAGGAACGACAUUUGUUGGUCAAGAUGGUUGGCCGGAUCAUGUCGCGGUUGAAUGACUCCAUACGGCCCUAUACGCUGAAAAUCAUCCACGUGCUAUCGCCCUUUUUGAUCGAUGAAGAUUCAACAACGAGGAUGGAAACGAGCGAGAUCCUCGUCAACUUGACGAAAUCUGUCGGGUUUGCCAAUAUGAUUGCAUCCGUGAGACCCGAUUUGGACCAUGUUGACGAGUAUGUGCGGAAUCUAACUUCCAGAGUCUUGGCUAUUGUGGCAAAUACAGUUGGGUUCAACCAGUUUCUCCCCUUUUUAAGAGCAGUGAUUCGAUCGAAAAAGACAUGGACGGCACGGCACACGGGAAUUAAAGUUGUUCAGCAGUUGUGCAUCAGUUUGGGCAGCGGCAACGGGUCCACUUUGCUCCCGUUCUUGCCUCAACUAGUCGACAUUCUAGCUCCAACGAUUCACGAUGAGAUGCUGCAGGUCAAGACAAUUACUGUAUUGACCUUGGCUCAGUUGGCUGAAAAUGUUUCCCCUUUUGGUAUUGAUUCGUUCGAGCUGAUCUUGGAGCCAUUGUGGUAUGAGAUUCGAAGACAGAGAGGUCGGGGACUUGCAGCGUUUUUGCGAUGCGUGGGUGCGUUGGCGCCGUUGAUGGCGUAUGAUGCCCGAUACGAAGAGUAUACAAACUAUUACGCUAGGGAAACUAUCUACUUACUUGCAAAUCAUUUCGGCGCACCCGAUGAAGACAUGAGGAAAUCGAUUUUGAACGUGUUGGUGAAGCUCCCAUUGACACGAGAUCUUGUGCCUGAUUACAAUUCUAGUUUAAUUGUACCUUUUUUCAAAGCCUUUUGGAACAGGCGAACUGCUACUGACACAUCGCAAAUCCCUAGGUUGGUUGUUUCCGCAACCAACCAUCUUGCAAACAGAUUUGACAUUCUUUCAAUCUUGCGGAGCGUUGUUUAUUACACCAAAGAUGAUAAUGAGCCACUACGGAAACUCGCUGUUGAAGCAAUCAACUUGCUUAUAGCCAACAGUCGCGAUGAGCUCAUUGCAAUGACCAGCGAUGAAGUGCGAGUUUUGGUGGACGGGGUGCUCUUUGCCUAUCAGGAGCAAACGACGCAAAACAAGAUUUACAUUCAAGCGUUUGGCUCCGUGGCUAUGGCACUUGGCACCAGGCUAAAACCGCACUUGAAUUCGAUAAUCAGUAGCGUGCUAUACCGAAUGAAAAACAAGUCACCGGAGAUUAGACAGCUGGCCUGCGAUCUAGUUGCCAUUAUAGCACCCGUCAUUAGACAAAACAGCGACGAUGAAGGGGAUUUCUUGUUGAACAAGUUGAUCUUGAUAUUGUAUGAGUCCCUUGGUGAAGUUUACCCCGAGGUUCUCGGGUCCAUCAUAAAUGCCUUGUAUUCGUGCAUCAACACCAUGAGCGAACAGAGCCUUUUGCAGAUGACAAAUCCGUCAGUGAACCAGCUCUUGCCGACACUCACACCCGUGUUGAAAAACAGGCACGAAAAAGUGCAGGAAUCGAGCAUCAAGCUAGUGGGACUCAUUGCUAAAAAGCAAGCAGAGACCAUCAACGCCAAGGAAUGGAUGAGAAUCUGUUUUGACUUGUUGGAGAUGUUGAAGUCUACCCGGAAGCGGGUCCGGGUCGCCGCUAAUGCAACUUUUGGUUACAUUUCUCGCACAAUUGGUCCCCAGGAUGUCAUCGUGAUGCUUUUGAACAAUUUAAAAGUGCAAGAACGUCAACUCCGUGUCUGCACCGCGGUGGCUAUGGGGAUUGUUGCCGAAACGUGCCAGCCGUUUACCGUUUUACCAGCGAUUAUGAAUGAGUACCGAACGCCGGAAAAGAAUGUACAAAACGGAGUUCUUAAAGCGUUGAGUUUUAUGUUUGAGUAUUUGGACGGUAAGACGACCAAGGAUUACUUGUUUGCCAUUACGCCCUUAUUGGAAGACGCCUUGAUUGACCGCGACUUGGUGCAUCGGCAAACUGCCGCAACCGUGAUUUUCCACAUUGCGAUAAACUCAUAUGGGUUGAUCGAUAGCGACUAUGGUGAUGUCUUUUUGCAUUUUCUAAAUUUGAUCAUCCCUAACAUUUACGAAACUUCACCUCAUGUCAUUUCGAGGAUUUUGGAGAGUUUAGGUGCCUUGCGAUUGGUCUUGGGUAAUGGAACGUUCAUGAACUAUGUGUGGGCUGGAUUGUUUCACCCAGCGAGAAAAGUGCGCGAUCCUUUUUGGAAAGUGUUUAAUAACGGUUAUGUUCAAUGUGCCGAUGCGUUGGUUCCCUUUUACCCCCGGCUUGACAAUGUUGAAGUUGGCGAGGGUGGAGACAGCGAAAAAGGCGAGGUUGAUACAGAGAAUGCGAGGUUUACGUUGGAAGAACUAGAUCUUUGUCUAUGA